UCUUCAUACCUUCCUUGAGCUUGAACAGUUGUACCACCAAAACACACACAUGAAGUACUCAGCUGCCGCCUCUCUUGUCCUCGUAGCCGCCGCCGCCUCAGGCGCGCUCGCCCAGGACUCCUCCUCGGGACGCGUGACACCCAGCGGCAUACCCUUCCUCCAGCUCGGGCACCCUCCCCUUCUCCUCCCUCUCCCUCGACACCACCGGCGCCCUCUCCUCCCUCUCCUCCCUCAUCUCCUCCGAGUCCUCCGCCGUCUCCUCCGCGCUCUCGGGCGGGACGACGCCGAUCGGCUCGCUCACCUCUGUCGGGCAGAGCGCGACCAGCAGCCUCGCGAGUUCCAUCUCUACCACCGCCAGCGGAAGCGGAAGCAGCAGCAGCGCGCCCGGUGCAACCAGCACAAGCUCAGGUUCAACAGGCGCCGCUGUCAGUGUACAUGCAAGUUCAGGCGCGGGCGUGGGGGUCCUGGUAGCUGGAGCGAUUGCAGCAUUCGCGGCUGCGAUGCUCUAAGCUAGCAUAUCCGAUGGCAGCGUGCGAGGCGAGGCAGAGCGUGCGACAGGAAGAAACGGAGGAGAAGGAGAAGAGAAGCACG
Messenger RNA from Coniophora puteana RWD-64-598 SS2, 591 nucleotides. RefSeq lists its product as uncharacterized. Lineage: Eukaryota; Fungi; Basidiomycota; Agaricomycetes; Boletales; Coniophoraceae. The coding region runs from base 50 to 514 and encodes 154 amino acids. The record is from RefSeq and is a predicted model, not a curated record. The transcript has 2 exons.